Molecule: messenger RNA, 693 nt
Organism: Dovyalis caffra
Lineage: Eukaryota; Viridiplantae; Streptophyta; Magnoliopsida; Malpighiales; Salicaceae
Source: the annotation of a GenBank genome assembly
AUGGCGAUAUAUCGGAUGGAAUCUUUUAUAUUUGCACGGAAUCAGUUUUUACCAUUUAUGACCCCUGAGCUGGAAUUCCAUUAUUACUACUCCAGUGUCCUAUAUUAUAGUUACAGCCUUACAGGUGCAAAUUGCAAUGCCUCCAAUGCCGAUGCUGAACAAUCCGCGAGACGUGGACCGACGCUGGCAGCACCUAGUAACAAUUUAAUGAAGAACCCUUUUGUAUCACACUCAAACAAUCUUGAUGAAUCCAGUAUAUGUGAGAUUCCUUACAAGCUAGUGGGAAGUCUACUACCCCCAUUUUCCCAUAAAUUGACAGAAGUGAGAGCCAUGAACUAUAUAAAAGUUAUAAAUGAUGAACAAGGAAGCCUUAAGUCAGUUGCAGCACUCCAAGAAUCGGCAUCUGAUUCAUUAAUCGCAAUUCUCAAGGGCCAUGUUGUGACUGCAGAGAAGGCCAUCAAAGGUGGCUCGCAUGAAAAGCUAACAAUGACAGUGGCAGUGCCAUAUCUUUGGGGGGUUCCACACUUCCACCCGCUUCUGAAACACUUCGCCUUGCUGUUCGGAGCGAGAUACUAUAGGCCAUGCCUGUCAUUAUCUCCCGAGAUACUCGAGAGAAACAUUUUGGAUCCACAAAGUCCUAAAACUAGUAUUUGCAUGAAUCAAAGGGUCCUAACUCCUAUUGAAGUCGACUGA